AUUCAUCAGCUCCGAGUUUCUUCAGCGAGAUCGCGGGCAGCUGGAAGACAGGCUGAAUCUCACACAACAUGCUUGAAACAUUUUUCCGUGUGAGAAAGAUAUGGUACAUGGUCAUUGCCGUUAUUGGUGUUCCCGUGAAUUUAGUGGCGAUUGCAAUCCUGUCCCGGGGAAAGUGCGGACUCUCCACCUGUACCACUCGCUACCUGGUAGCCAUGGCGACGGCGGAUCUACUAACUAUCAUAUUUGCGGUCAUAUUUUGGCGAGUCAGUUAUUAUUACUUCCCCGGAACUUUCCUGGACAUCACUCCCGUGUGUACUAUGAUCUCUGUUCUGGGAGAGGCAGCCACAGAUUGUUCUGUCUGGUUCACCGUCAGCUUUACAUUUGAUCGCUUUGUAGCCAUCUGUUGGCAGAAGCAGAAAACAAAAUAUUGCACCGGGAAAACUGCGGCUGUGGUUCUGACAACAACCGGUGUUCUGCUCUGUUUUGAAAAUGUGCCCUACUUAUUUAAGUAUCGUCCUGUGAAAGUGAUUGUCAAUAUCCCCUGGGACUGUAUUCCAAAGCCCGGGUCCUUUACGGAUCCUGGAUGGGUGGGCUACAGAUGGCUUUCUAAACUUCUAACACCAUUACUCCCGUUCGUGUUAAUACUACUGCUCAAUGCUCUGACAGUCAGACACAUUUUGGUGACUAGUCGCGUCCGUAAGGGGCUGAGGGGUCAGAGCAAGGCGGAGAACCGCAGUGACCCGGAGAUGGAGAGCAGGAGGAGGUCUGUGAUCUUACUUCUCACCAUCUCCGGGAGCUUCAUCAUCUUGUGGUCGGUAAAUGUUGUCGAAUUCCUUUAUUAUAUCAUUGCCGGGUUGGAUCAGAAUAAUUACAACGAUUCGGAAUACAUAUUUCAACACACCGGAUACAUGCUGAUGAUAUUAAGUUGCUGCACAAACACGUUUAUUUAUGGGGUAACUCAGUCCAAGAAAUUGCUUCAGGUUGGAAGGGAAUGUGGGAAGCGGAUCACCGGCGGGAUUCAGAGGAGAACGGUAGACAUCGCUU
This is a messenger RNA of Hypanus sabinus (Atlantic stingray), 1044 nucleotides long. RefSeq names its product probable G-protein coupled receptor 139. Gene Ontology annotation, biological process: G protein-coupled receptor signaling pathway. Lineage: Eukaryota; Metazoa; Chordata; Chondrichthyes; Myliobatiformes; Dasyatidae. The annotation marks the transcript as partial. Gene Ontology annotation, cellular component: membrane. The transcript has 3 exons. The record is from RefSeq and is a predicted model, not a curated record. Gene Ontology annotation, molecular function: G protein-coupled receptor activity.